Molecule: messenger RNA, 983 nt
Organism: Nicotiana attenuata
Lineage: Eukaryota; Viridiplantae; Streptophyta; Magnoliopsida; Solanales; Solanaceae
Exons: 3
Coding region: 186-659 (157 amino acids)
Source: RefSeq, a predicted model, not a curated record
UUUUCCUCCCGACGCGUCAGUGAAGAUUCUUGGAUAAUAAAUCCUUUUCUUUUCUUCAUCCCAAUUUCCAAAACAACAGUCGUCCUACAGUCACCUCUUUUCUUUCACCCACCUGAAAAUCCACACAACCCACCUUUUUAAACACCCAAAAACUCCCUUAUUAGUUAGAAAUAAGAAUUAACAGUAUGUAUGAAUUUGGGGAAGAGCUAAUAAUUGAGAACUACAAAGUGCCAUGGUUAAUUUGGAUUCAGUUAGUGGUGAUGAUUCUUCUUGUUUUGCUUCUAUUCUUUGGGUUCAGUAUUUUAGAUCUUCCUAACAACUCAAAUUCUAGUGCUUCUUCUUCUUCUUCUACAUCUCAAGGUCCUACUGGUUCUUCCCCAAAUUGCAACUCAACUGCCACCCUUCAGAAUCGGAACCAAAACGAAAAUAUUAAAAGGGGAACUGAAGCUAGCACAAGCCGUGAAAUCGCAAGGGCAGAUGAAUCCCAGGAAAGAGUUGGAUCUGCAGAAAAGGAGGAUGCAACCAUUUUCAAACUUUUUGUACGUCCGCAGCACCCUUGCAAUUACUUUGGACUAGCAAAACAAGCGUUUCUCAAGUGCUUGGGCUUUGAUUCGGAUCGUGAUAAUUGUAACACCAGAAGACAUGCUAAAGAAGAUUAAUGGAAAAUGCUGCAAUAUUUUAGUUCCUUGAGACAGAAGUGUCUGCCUUUGUACAAAGAUCAAGGUCUUGAAAAGAGUAGCUGCUAGCCAUUUUAAAAGUGUAUUUGGUUGGAUGCCUUGAGAUUUUGUAAAUCACAUGAUCCUUUUAAGGACAGGUGUAGUUUAACCCGCAAGAUGUUUGUUAACAUUUAGUAGCUCUUAUUUAACCCUUCAAUAAUUGUCUUGUAAUAUGUAUCUUACCCUGUAUAUAACGGCUUUAUAUUGAGCUCACCUAAUGACUUCUUGCCUUGUCAUAAUUAGAACUUGCAAUUGCUAUUCACAUUA